This is a messenger RNA of Drosophila bipectinata, 643 nucleotides long. RefSeq lists its product as uncharacterized. The record is from RefSeq and is a predicted model, not a curated record. NCBI's taxonomy places the organism in Eukaryota, Metazoa, Arthropoda, Insecta, Diptera, Drosophilidae.
UGCCAGUAGUACAAUACCUUUGUGUCCGCGUGUGUCCGUGUUAGUAAAAGCGAACUCUGUGUGGUAAAGGUCAGAACUCAUAUAUGAAAAUGUCGUGCCCCAACCAAGAAGCAAUGUCAACAAAAGCUGCUGUCACCAUAGACGACGAAGGCAAGGCCUCGUCAAAAUAUCCAUCAGCCUUUUUGGCCACUGACUCGGGAUCGAUUUCGGCUAGAUGCUCCAAUCUAAGGGCUAGUCCCGCCACCAUAGCCAUGGCUAUCCUGGUGGCCAUCGUCUUGUGCAGCGGCAGUUUCGGUUUCGCCGACGGCCUCAAGUGCCACAUGUGCGGCCAGUACAACGAGGGCGUGGGCUCCAUUACGCCAUGCACCAACUACACCAAGGACAUUGCCCAUCUCUACCUGAAGGAGUGCACCAAGAAGAGCGAGAAGUACUGCGUGAAAUAUGUAAGCGAGCUCUCGACCGUGCGCGACUGUGCUACCGAAUGCGUGGAAAAAGAAAUCUGGGAGACACAAACAUAUUGCUGCACCGAGGACGGUUGUAAUUCCGGCACCCAGAUGGCCUAUUCCGUGAUCCUGUUGACUCUGCCAAUUCUCUCAAUGGCCUGGCCAACUGUUCUUGAUCUAUGGAAUGCGCGGCGUUAAUU